UCUCUCUCUUUCUGUCUCCCCCACAGAUCUCGCGAGAGCGGCCGGCUGGCGGUGGUGGCUGCGGAGGGGGUUGGCGCGGCGGCGGCGGCGGCAGGAGCAGUAGCGGCGGCGGCGGGCGGUGGAGGAGGAGGCGGCGGCCGGGGGGCGCAGGCAGGCGGGAGGCCGGGCGUCGGGCGGCCCGGCGGCGGCGGCGGCAUCAUGGCGGACAGAGACAGCGGCAGCGAGCAGGGUGGCGGCGGCGGCGGGGCGCCGGGCUCGGGCCCGGGCGGAGGCGGCGGGCCCGGCGGCGGCGGCGGCGUGGGCCUGCAGCACGAGACGCAGGAGCUGGCCUCCAAGCGGGUGGACAUCCAGAACAAGCGCUUCUACCUGGACGUCAAGCAGAACGCCAAGGGCCGCUUCCUGAAGAUCGCCGAGGUGGGCGCCGGGGGCAGCAAGAGCCGGCUGACGCUCUCCAUGUCGGUGGCGGUGGAGUUCCGCGACUACCUGGGCGACUUCAUCGAGCACUACGCGCAGCUGGGCCCCAGCCAGCCUCCCGAGCUGGCGCAGGCCGCGGACGAGCCUCGGCGGGCCUUGAAGAGCGAGUUCCUGGUGCGCGAGAACCGCAAGUACUACAUGGAUCUGAAGGAGAACCAGCGCGGGCGCUUCCUGCGCAUCCGGCAGACGGUGAACCGCGGCCCGGGCCUGGGCUCCACGCAGGGCCAGACCAUCGCGCUGCCGGCCCAGGGCUUGAUCGAGUUCCGCGACGCCCUGGCCAAGCUCAUCGACGACUACGGCGUGGAGGAGGAGCCGGCCGAGCUGCCCGAGGGCACCUCCUUGACGGUGGACAACAAGCGCUUCUUCUUCGACGUGGGCUCCAACAAGUACGGCGUCUUCAUGCGGGUGAGCGAGGUCAAGCCCACCUACCGCAACUCCAUCACCGUCCCCUACAAGGUGUGGGCCAAGUUCGGCCACACCUUCUGCAAGUACUCGGACGAGAUGAAGAAGAUCCAGGAGAAGCAGAGGGACAAGCGGGCAGCAGCAGCUGCUGCAGCCGCCGCCGCCUCCUCGUCGUCCUCCGGGGGAGCGGAGCAGCAGCCGGAGACCGAGAGCAGCAGCAGCGCCGCCGCCACUGCCACCGGCCCGCCAGGAGCCUCGCUGCAGGCCGAGGAGCCCGAGGAGGAUUGAUCUCCCUCCCUUGUCCCCUCCCUCGCCCCCACUCCCCUCCUCCCCACUUGGCUGCCUCCUCCCUGCCCUGCUGCACAGAGACACUCGUAAUAAUAAUGACAGCAACAACAGCAACACACACAGAAAGAGACUUUAUACUGUAAGCGAGCGAGAGAGAAAGAGAACCGACACCCACACACCGAAAAUAAUACAUGCCGUUAAAUAUUCCUGUUACUCUUAACUCCAAGGGGAGCACCAACCAACCACCCAUCACCAAACUGACAGCCGAGCAAGCGACUUCUUUCUCUCCACCCCAUCGCUGGAUUGUUCCUUCCACUCUUACCCAUCGUAUAAAACAACUUUUACCAGUAAAUAUCGGUUUAUUCCUGAAACCAGAAGCCCUAAACAUAUCUUUGUUUAUAAGAGCUUGUAGUGCUAUCUACUAAUGCCAUUCUAAGACCGCUUCACAUAUUUGCAAAUUAAGCUUCCCUUUUGUGAUUCUGAUUGUUGCGCAGUAUAGCUGGCAACCACUUUAACCCAAGCAGUUGACAUUGGUGCUUCUUCGAAAUCUUCAGAAAACUUGAAGAGAGCUCCUGUUGCCACCUGGAACACAAAUGUGCCCACACCAUGAGAAGUCCGCUAAUUUUUACAUCAAAGAUAAAUUAUCUUCAGCAUUGCUCAAUUACAAUGCAGAAAACCUAUACUAUAAGAAGCCUUUCCUAUAUAAAAAAAUUCCUUUGCCAUUUAGAUUGGGGAGGAGAUUCUAUUAAUGGUGUAUAUUAGUCUGGGAGAUUUUUUUACUGUCAAUAUUGUAAUUUUGUAAUAUUGUCAAUAUUUAAUUAUUUAAUGUGGCUAAUUUGUGUAUAUUAACGUUUAUUCCAAGGUGCUCCACACUUCUGUGUUCUCUGUUGCAGAGAGUAUAGCAUUAUUCCAAAAUAAGUUUUCUUUAUUAGAAAGGUGAAGAUGGUUCUGUAUGUAAUAACUUCUCGCACAAGGCUAAACUAUUCAAGGGGGGAAAAUCCCACACAGAACUCUAGUUAUGUGUCAACUGCAAAUGGAAUAGCUGUUGUUAACAAGCCUGAUUAGAAUAGUGUGUGAGGUCAUUAAAGAGAACAUUUUCUUUUUGGUAAUGGCAAAUGAAGCCAUCAGAAAAGAUAGUGGGCUGGAUCCCGUGGCUCCAUUCCACUAGCAAAAGUGCUUUCCUCCAGAGGAAGGAAUCUUCCCCGUAAGCUCUGUUGGAAGGAACAGAUCCAUGAGAUCCAAUCAGUUUUCUUUUCCUGAUGUGCAUCUUGUACCAUUGAAAUGUUUCCUUUUCAAACAGUCCGGUGGCAGCUGGCUGGGGUUUAGGAUUAGCCUGCAACAUUCCUCUGUUCUCCCAAAUAUCCUGCCAGUGGAAACCCUUUAAUUGCAGUGAACUUUGCACAAGCAUAACGCUCAUCAUGGAUUAAGCUUUAGCCCUCUGCGUGCAUCCCUAACAUUAUCCACUAUAUAUCCUAGUACACCAGAAUCACAGAGCAAGGAAAUAAAACCUGGAUUCUAUUGCUGAUGGGUUGUUUAAAAAAGAAGAACUUUUCCUAGCCAUUGCAGAUAAAUGGAAAAGAUUCCACUGACUUCCCUGGCAAUAGCAUUCGUUUCUGAAAGUCCUGUGUUUGCAUGGUCAUGUUUCUGCAUAGAUGAUCCCAGAAGUUCAUUAUUUUCUUACCAUGCUGAGCACUGAUGGUACACACAUAAGUUUUUAACAUUUUGAUAACAGGGUGCUGUAAGAGCCAGUCAGUUAUGGUUAGAUGGCCGUCGCUGCCAUCCUCAGCACAAUUACUAGAGAGUCAGUUCCACUGAACUUGGUGGGAGUUAUACAUGCUUUGGAUGGCACUGCGUGUAAAGGGGAGCAGGUUCUUCUCUAAGUGAAGAACUACUAGUUGUCCCCAGGAAUACAGCUGGUGGGACAAGGGCAGGCCUAGGUUGUGCCCACUGUUCUCUCUAGAGCUUUAUACCUUGUAUAGGUUUACAUGGUAGGACUUGACCACCAGAACCAGCCCCAAACGUUGCUUCCCUUACUGUAGGCAAGGGCAAAAUCUAUAGUACCUUUUUCACAUAUGACUCAAGACUGCAUUUUUUCCCCUUGAGUUUGCUGUUAAUCUUGAUUAGAUGUGCUUUCCGUUGGUUGACCUAUUUUUUCUGUAACUAUAUGAUUACCAUAAAACAUAUAUUGUAAGACUGUGCAUUUAAUUAAGGAUUUGAAUGUUGCACUAGGAAAAAUGUUUGUUUUUAUUUAUGUAAAUAGCUGCUAUUCUUUUGUGUUUAAUAUACUUGGCUACCAUCUCAUACCUGUUGUAUUUUGACCUAAUGGGCAAUGUUAAGACAUUACGUGAUUAUGUAUUUGUGUAAAUGUCUGUAUGUAACUACUAAUUCGAAAUCGUAAGUAAGGAACAUGCUUGUUUCAUUUAUUCAGAAGAGUAACUUUCCCAUCUAAAAAUAUUUUCAGUUACAUGAGAGAAGAAAAUUAUUUUUUUUUAAAGAUUGUCAUACAAGGCCUGGUUUCUCUAGCUGCUUUUUAAAAAUACAUGUGGGCAGGAUUUUAUCUAGUUUUCACUUGAUAGACCAAAGUUACCAUUGACACUGUCUUGCAAUGCUGAUCAAAUUUAUCUUCUUUGCACUUUAAAACAAAUAAUAAAAUAAGGAAAAUCAAGGUGUUGAUUGUAUAUACAUUCGCUGUACAGUAGAAUGUAUAUCACUAGUCAAUCUGUUUAUAAAGAGGGUAUUUUCUUUGGGGGGGUACUCAACCAAUGUAUUUGCUAGUCAAUAUAAAGUGUUUACAUGUAAUUACUUAAUAAAUUAUUUGAUUUAA
Heteronotia binoei (common prickly gecko) is the source of this 3988-nucleotide messenger RNA. It is a transcript of the gene PURA, whose product is annotated as purine rich element binding protein A. The record is from RefSeq and is a predicted model, not a curated record. The transcript has 4 exons. Gene Ontology annotation, molecular function: purine-rich negative regulatory element binding; DNA-binding transcription factor activity, RNA polymerase II-specific; RNA polymerase II transcription regulatory region sequence-specific DNA binding. Gene Ontology annotation, biological process: regulation of transcription by RNA polymerase II. Bases 199 to 1164 code for a protein of 321 amino acids. Gene Ontology annotation, cellular component: nucleus. Lineage: Eukaryota; Metazoa; Chordata; Lepidosauria; Squamata; Gekkonidae.